AGGAGAAAUCCACCGCACGGGACGCGGCAGGCGGCUGCCCCGCACCGCCCCUCCGCGCCGCCGAGCAGGAAGGGCCCGAGGGAUGGGGCUCGGCACGGUGAAGCUUCGGAGGCCCUCGGCAAGGGAGCAGCCUGCCCAAGGAAGACGGCGAGCGGUUGCAGUCUGACCCGCACAGCCGCAGGGCGAUGAAGCUGAACGAGCGGAGUGUGGCCCACUACGCCACCUGUGACUCGCCUGCCGACCACGCUGGCUUCCUCCGCAAGCGGGUGGAGCGGCACCACCACCAUGCCCACCACCACCACGCCACCUCCUACCAGCGCCGCUGGUUCGUCCUCAAGGGCAACCUCCUCUUCUACUUUGAGGAGCGGGAGAGCCGGGAGCCCGUGGGGCUGGUGGUGCUGGAGGGCUGCACCGUGGAGCUGUGCGAGGCCGCCGAGGAGUUCGCCUUCGCCAUCCGUUUCGAUGAUGCUGGUGCCAGGGCUUACGUGCUGGUGGCUGACGGGCAGGCUGCCAUGGAGGCCUGGGUGAAGGCACUCUCACGGGCCAGCUUCGACUACAUGCGGCUGGUGGUGAGGGAGCUGGAGAAGCAGCUGGAGGAGGCCUGCAAGAGCUUGGCUGCUUGCCGCAAGUCUCCGCGGAGGUCCUCCUCCUCCGGCAGGAAGAGGCACCUCUCCAACCCCGCUUUGCUGCCUCUCCAGGAGAAGCCUGCUGUCCUGGAGAAUGGUUACUCCACGUGGGGUAGUGGUGGUGGUGUCCCCACAGGGUCUGCCUGCCCCGACCGUGACGGGGGGCACAUGAAGCCCCCGCCGCUGCCUCCACGCCGGCGCUCGGCCACCAGCGGCGCCGCGGGUUCCCCAGCACCCGGCCUCUCACCAGCCAUGCCAGAGAGCCCGGUAUCACCGGAGACGGCCUGCUUCUCCAAGCUGCACAGCUGGUAUGGGCAGGAGAUCGCGGCCCUGAGACGGGAGUGGCAGGAGAGGCAGAAGAGGGGACACCCGUGACCGGGGCCACGGGGCGCAAGCCACCGGCCAGCCGAUGCCCAGCAGCCUGUCUCCCACGUGGGAAGAGCAAAGCGAGCGACACUGCUUGCCCCCUGCCCUGGUCGGUGGCUGAGUGUGUGGUGCAUGUGUGCUUCACAGGGCGUGUGGGAGGGACCCGGGUCUUCCCCAAACCUCACAUUUCAUUUCCAUGACGCUUUAUACAGCUGGAGAGUGUAUAGUACCAGGGGAGCUGCCUUUGAACUCUCUUCUGCUGGUGAUACGAGGUGUGGAGGGGGCCCAAAUCGGCACGUAUGCAACAAACCUCAUCCAGUGGCUUGGGCCCUUGCCGUCCUGGCGUGGUGGACACUAGGUGCUUCAUCACCCGCCUCUCCUUCACCACUUUUUUUUGGUUUUGUUUCUCAGUGUGGAAGUUUGCACAGGUCAGCGUUUAUUAUUGUCUGUGGUCUUGCACCAAAGCCCUUCUGCCUUUGCUCUUUCACUGCAGAUAAGGCUGGACUCUUAGGAAAUGCCUCCGAUGAGCCACUGGCCCUGGCAGGUGCCUCCAGCCUUGUGCCUCUCUCGCCACAGGACAGACAAGAGCCGCCAUGGCUGUGGCUGGCCCAGCAGCCAAGGCAGCAAACACCGGGCUCUCAUGUUGUCGAUUUUUUUUACUUUCAUCUGCACUAGCCCUCCUCCCUGCUAAAUCCCUCAGGAUGUGGAUUUCACAGGCUUGCAUCCAUCUCUUGGGGCACCUGAGCUCAGCAGCAAGGCUGAAAUGGAGACACCGAGCAUGAUCUGAAGCAACAGUGAGGAGCAGGAGCUCCGCAGGGCUGAUCUGGACUCUGUUGAGUGGCAGCCAAGCCUGUUAAUAUCUCCAGCUCAAGCCUUCCGUGUUCCAAAACAGGGACGCUAAAGCCUCUUUGCCUGGCCAGGGGUGAAUUUCUCAGCCUCUGUGCAGACUGUAUCUCCUGCAAAGUGCCAUAUAGGGCUCAGCCAGCUCGUUGGGCAGCUUGCCCGAGAUGGCGUCCAAAGCUGCACUCUUGCAGGGCCUCUCUCACUGUCGUGGCUCUGCCCAGCUCCUGGCAGAGCCAUGCAGUCAGAGGAGAGGCUGCAGAGGAGUGGGGAGGAGGAGAGGGCUGGUCCCAGGAAGAGAAGUGAAGGUGUGGGAGUGAGUUACAGGUAGCACUGACUGCUUGUCAGCAGUGUCUGGGCUUGCCUCUCUAGCGUCAAAGCCAUAUCGCUGCCUUCUACCAAAGCCAGCGCCUGACCUACCGGCGCUUCCCUCUGGUUUCACGUCAGCAUCACUCGGCUGAUCUCCGUAGCGUGUCCCAUCCUCCCAGCAGGCAAGGAGGGCUGCAGGGAGGCACGCCUGUCGCCUCGCUACAGAAACGGACUUGUCCUUCAGUAGGUCAGGAACCUUGCCCACGAGGCAGAUGGUACAAGUAGGUGGGUGCUGAGUCCAGGGACUGGAACACCCUGGAGAUGGCAUUUAUAAAUCUUCUCCCUUAUCCUCUUGGCAAGGGCUGUUUUUCAGAGCAGAAAAAAUGGGUGAAGCAGUCUUUUGCUUCCUGUCUAACAGUGUUAAACCUGUUUUUAUUGCCCUGUUUUAUUAAGGAGCCUUGCUAGGAAAGCAAGAGGUCAUUCCAGGUAGUGACUGGUAGGAACCUAUUUGCUUUUCUGGAGUUAAACACACUCAGCUUAAUACUUUGCAAUAGCCAGUAGAGAUUGCCAAUGCAGAAAUCAAAUUAUUUCCAUUAACUCUUGGUGCCUUUGAAAAUAUAUCUCUGGUAGUUUUGGAUAACGAGCUUCCAGCCUUCUGCCUAAUUAUGGCUCGAUGGUAUAUUACAGGAAAUCAGAUCUUACAAAUAUGACUUUGGGCAGUGGAAGUGUAACCUUCACAUAUGAGUGAUGCAAUCCAGGUCUCUCCAGUUCAUGCCUGUAUUUCUUCACAGCAAGGAUCUUUGAGUUUGGAAGGAUUAUUUUUGUUCUCCUUUUUAAGUGAAAACAGUUUGGAAAAAACAGGAGCAUGUGGCCACAGGCCAGUGCCCAGGCUCUGUCAGGAGCCCAGCUGGCUGGACUUACAGGCCAGCUCUGGCUCCCUACCUGCUGCUUAAAUUGUUCAGGGCUGCAGCAUUCCCGGCUGGGAACCUGUCCCCUUCCCCGUGCUGGGGCAGCAGCUUCAGGGCAUGGCAGCACCUGGUGCCUCCUCGCUCUGAGCAUGGGUAUUUUGGGGCCAGGGUCAGAUUUGGCAAGCAUUUUUCUGUGGGUUUGUGGUUUUUUUUUUAAAAGGUAAUACAGAGAGAAGAAUAUUCCUGAUGACUUACAUAAGGCAGUUUGACGGUAAAGAUUUAACUUCCAAGAUAAAUCAAAAUGUAAUGGCAGUUCCUACAUAAUACCCAAGAAUCGGGAGUGACUUGAAAGGGAAAAUAAAUUAUCAAAGCCAGUUCUGUCAGUACUGAAACAGUAUUAUUCAUUUAAGGGCAGUUUCACUUUUAAGAAGCUUAGUUUGUUUUAAUAAGCCAGGAUUGUGCUAGUAACACUACUAAAGAGCUUAUAUUUAAUGCUUUAAUCUGUCCCAUUCAAACGCCACAAUUUCCACACUACCUGCCUUUGCGUUAGUACAUAUCCCAACUAAAUCCUAAAUCCUGCAAAUGAGGAGCUGCACUCUGCUUUCUGUCUGAUCGCAUUUGGCGUAAUUUUGUGUUUUAUUCUGCAGCACCGAGAAGAAAAUGGCUGAAUCCUGAGCAGUAUUUGUGCUCGGCCCAGCUGUCCAUGCCUGGGCCUUUGCUAGGUCUCCAAAGCACUGCGUGACUUUGGAUGUGCUUGGUCAGGGCUUCCUCGCCAGCUCGCUCACAUAGACCGGAUGGCCCUUUUGUGAGUAAAAAGAGCCAUAACUGGAGCCAUGCCCAAGUUUGUAUGGGAGUACAGUUUUUUUAAUGACCACUGCUGCUUGCUUCAUUAGGCAGGAAGCACCUGGUUGCUCUGCCACCUCCUCUGAGAUGGAGGCUAUCAAACCAGCUCGGCUGAGCAUCGGUUGUGCUGGCAGCGCCUUUGAAGCAGCCCUGAGGCAGAAGGUCGGGAUUUCAGCUUCCUGAGAUGAUUGCACAUGCAGCUGGCUAAUGGAGCGUCCUCUCUGUUGUCUGCAGGCAGAGAUCAUUACAGGAGAAGCAGAGAGUUUUCACUGCACAUUGUCCCCAACAGCAAAAUAAGGCUGAUGAUGAUUGCCACAUACUGUUUUUCUCCGGUUGUUCAGGUUUGGACUGUUUCACCUCCUGCCUUCACUUUCCCUUACUAUUUUUUAAAAACAGAAAAUGUCUGGGCAGCACAAAACAGGUUCCCUAGCAAAGGGGGAGCUGAACACUAAAGCUGAAUGGCUACUUUUCUUAAAGUACUGAAGUCAAAUCCUUUUCUAAGAAUUUUCUUUAGUAUAAUAAAGCAAAAGUGAUGAGA
Aquila chrysaetos chrysaetos is the source of this 4430-nucleotide messenger RNA. It is a transcript of the gene PHETA2, whose product is annotated as PH domain containing endocytic trafficking adaptor 2. The transcript has 3 exons. Bases 186 to 1001 code for a protein of 271 amino acids. Gene Ontology annotation, cellular component: trans-Golgi network; recycling endosome; early endosome. The record is from RefSeq and is a predicted model, not a curated record. Gene Ontology annotation, biological process: receptor recycling; retrograde transport, endosome to Golgi; endosome organization. NCBI's taxonomy places the organism in Eukaryota, Metazoa, Chordata, Aves, Accipitriformes, Accipitridae.